This is a messenger RNA of Egretta garzetta (little egret), 4840 nucleotides long. RefSeq names its product major facilitator superfamily domain containing 11 (gene MFSD11). The transcript has 16 exons. NCBI's taxonomy places the organism in Eukaryota, Metazoa, Chordata, Aves, Pelecaniformes, Ardeidae. The coding region runs from base 510 to 1859 and encodes 449 amino acids. The record is from RefSeq and is a predicted model, not a curated record.
UUGGCUGAGCGGCGUCGGUGGUUCUGGGGCUGCCCGCACGACGCCGGCCAGGAGAUCUCCGCCGGCUGCACCGGCGCCCGUGAGAGAGCCCCGCGGGCCGAGCCGGGCAACCUCGGAAAUCCUCCGUUACACGCCGCGAGCUCGGCAGGUUCAUGCCUUGGCAGAACGCAGGCAGUGAAAGAUUAUGAAGACGUUCCUGAGUCACUGAGACAAUGAAAGGCAGAAGCACUGUGCAGAGCGUGUGUGGUGGUGGCACUGGGAUAUUUAGUUUCUCCCAGGUGAUUUAAAGGCUUUGGACUAGAAUUCUGAUUUAGAACAAUGGCAAGAAACUGAGCUGAUUAACUAGCUCGGUGUCUGGAAAACUGCUUUGGGGGAAAGAGAUGUCACGAAGAAGGAACAUACUGCAGUCUGCUCUGUUAACUUCAUGGGAAAAGAGGUUAAGAGGAAACUUUUAAAAGAAAAUAGAGUUUUUCCAGACUGACGCUGAGGACUUGGCAAGAAACCACAAAAUGUCUCCUGAUUCAAAAAAACUUUUCAACAUAAUUAUUUUGGGAGUCUCAUUUAUGUUUAUAUUCACUGCUUUCCAAACAUGUGGAAAUAUUGCGCAAACUGUUAUCACAAAUUUAAACAACACGGAUUUUCAUGGCAGUGGCUACACGAGCAUGGCCAUUAUUUAUGGAGUAUUCUCUGCAUCAAAUCUUAUAUCACCAUCAGUGGUUGCGAUAGUAGGACCUCAACUCUCCAUGGUUGUUAGUGGCAUAUUUUAUAGUCUAUACAUUGCAGUUUUUAUCCAACCUGCUACAUGGUCUUUCUACACUGCCUCUGUUUUUAUUGGCAUUGCAGCUGCUGUACUCUGGACGGCACAGGGAAAUUGCUUGACUGUAAAUUCUAAUGAAAACACUAUCGGAAGGAACAGUGGAGUAUUUUGGGCACUCUUACAGUCCAGCUUGUUUUUUGGAAACCUCUAUAUAUACUUUGCUUGGCAAGGAAAAACUCGUAUAUCAGAGAGUGAUCGCAGAACUGUCUUCAUUGCUCUGACUGUUAUCAGUCUUGUGGGCACAGUUCUGUUCUUUCUGAUUAGGAAACAAGAGGACACAAAAGCUCCAGGGGAGGAAAAUUCUGCUAAUGAAAUCCUGGGGGACAGCUCGUCUGCACAAAACAAAAUGGCGAGAGCAGUGGCUGCCUUCAAGAAAUCUAUAAAGCUGAGCUUCACCAAAGAGAUUCUGCUUCUCAGUGUUACAACAGCCUACACAGGUUUGGAGUUAACGUUCUUUUCUGGAGUAUAUGGAACAUGUAUUGGUGCGGUGAACAGGUUUGGCAGUGAAGAGAAAAGCCUUAUUGGUCUCUCUGGCAUUUUUAUUGGUGUUGGAGAAAUUGUAGGUGGAGGAGUCUUUGGUUUACUGAGCAAGAACAAUCGCUUUGGCAGGAACCCUGUUGUGAUGCUAGGCAUCAUUGUCCAUUUCAUAGCCUUUUAUUUAAUUUUUUUCAACAUGCCAAAUGAUGCCCCUAUUGCUCCUAUGGAAGGAACUGAUGAUGUUGCUUAUAUGAUUCCAAGCAAAGAAGUGGCCAUAUUCUGCAGCUUUCUGUUGGGCCUGGGGGACAGCUGCUUUAACACCCAGCUCCUCAGUAUUUUAGGAUUCCUGUAUUCAGAAGACAGUGCUCCUGCCUUUGCCAUCUUCAAGUUUGUUCAGUCCAUCUGUGCUGCAGUUGCGUAUUUCUACAGCAACUACUUUCUUCUGCAAUGGCAGCUCCUGAUCAUGGUGGUUGUGGGCUUCUUUGGAACAAUUACCUUCUUUGCAGUGGAGUGGGAAGCAGCAGCAGCUCUUGUUACCCGUGGCUCGGACUACAGCAGCAUUUGAUCUAAGUACCAUACCUAGUCCAACAUAAGGAAAACCGCAGGCACGUUUAUUGUGAAGUGUUGCAAGAAGGUGAAAAGAUCAAGUCGCUGCAGAGGUUAAGAUGGAGGAAGCUACUACUAAAUCACCAUCAGCCUAACUGAAUGUGAAACAUGAGGGAAAAAAAAUGCCAAAUUUGAAAGGCUUUUUUCUUGCUUUAAUCAACUGAGCAUGGUAUGCAUGUUCUUAAAAAUCCAGUAGUAGAAAUGGAAGGAAAUGUAGAGAUCUAUGUAUUGAACGAUUCUGUUCUGAGAUGUAUGUUUCAGAAUGCAAUUGCCUAUCUUCACUCUACCAUAUACUCCAGAAUUACAAUUUCAUUUUUUCCCCUUAAAUUCUUUUUCCUAUAUUCUAGUUCCGCAGACACCUGAAUUCUUGUAUUGAAUGGGUGAUAUUUUUAUAAGGUACAUUAUAUCACAGAGUGUGUCUGCACAACUGCGAAAUCAAUUUGUCAUUGACUUUUUCAACAACUAGAUAUGUAGAAGUGUUUCUGUGGGAAAAGUUGCCUUCUGAUUCUGUAUCACCCAGUUCCUUGUUUCCCAACCAUUUGUUUAUUAAUCUAUUUCAUGUGCUUAAACUUUAUCAGAUGCAUUUUUUUUUUUUAAGAAAGUGGAUCCAGGCUGUAGUGUGAUACGAAAGAUUUUACAAGAAUUUGAAGAAAUUACCCUUAGCCAUCUUAAGGAUGCGAUCCUGAGAUCUGUGAAGUAUUGGUAAUUGAGAACAGUCUCCUGGUCCAGCAUCUCAGAAUUGAACUGUGUUCGCGUAGCUGCUGAAACUUUCUCAGGGUAAUGCUAUGUGAAGGACCAUAAGACAUGGCUUUCCUCCCAGAUUCCCAAAUAGUUCUUUUGAGUUCAAUGAAAUUUUCAUCACAAUCUGUCUACGAUACAGUUUAUCAAAAUACAAAUAGACUCAGAAUGUGAACUGUAAGAAUAAUCUUGCAGUGUUUAUUCUACAUAGUCUAAAAAUACCUGAAAUGCUUGACAUACGUUGUUUUAUUCGGUAUAUUUUGGGAAAACUGUACUGUAAUCUUACUCUGCCAAAUGCGAAAACAAGGAUACUAGCAUAGUAACUAAGUUUUAAUGCAAAACUGUAAUAGAUGAUGUAAUACAGGCAGUGAAUGCAACUUGCCUUGAUUUUAUCUAUGUGACUCUGUAGUACUUGCAGUUAUGUUUCUCUCUGGCAGGUGAACAAAUUGCAACCAAGAGCAGGUAUGGAACACUGAGAAGGUGUUUUUAGACACUCCACGUAGCUGUUUUUAGAAAAGUACCAUUUGCCAACCUCUUUUUAUGCACAGUCAGAAUGUUAAUGUCUUGUCUUUAAAGACAAUUAAAAAAAAGUCUAUACUCGAGUAUGUGUCAGUAUUUCCUGCAUGUCAUAACUAUGUAGGUGUACCCAAGAUUAAACUCAGUGAGGGCGUAUGGUAUCUCCUGUGAUGUUUGCUGUCACUUUUGCUCUCACAGAGCACGUAACACGCAACUCCCAUGAAGCACAGCCCUCUCCAUGCACAGUAAAGCAGCAGAGAGGGAUUAUUUUGCAGGCCCAUAGAAAGGGAUUUUUAAAUUCACUGCAGGUUUUUGCUCUGAGAUCAGUAAGGUGCUAAUGGGAGGAUGAGAGGGCACCUGAAUGUUUGGCAAGGAAAGAAAUCUGUGAGGACAGCCAGGAGAGAAAGCCUUUGUGUGUUCCCAGGAGAUUUAAUGAAUGAUGUAAAAGAGAAUGAGACACAACACACAUUUGAGCGAGGGGUUACCGAAGCCAUUCCAAUUUGUCAGACAAACUGAAAAAGCAUUCAGUAUUCAAUCAAUAUAUAUGAUUAAUGUGACUAGCAGCUUUGUAAUGCUCUCUCUUAUCCACUCCUGUUAUCCUGUAAUUUGAAGCAUACUAUUUUUAUAUACUGAGCACCAUAAAAGGUAUAGAUGAUAGGAUGCUGCCAGUGAUCAGAAUUCUCAUGUUGCGACACACUUGUGUUUUCUCCCAAGUACCAGAGGGAUAAAGAAGGUUUGGGUUUUGUUUUUUGUUUUUUUUUUAAGGUAGGGAAUUACUGACUUUUGUCUCCGAAUUCUUCCUGGAACCUGUUUUCCCCUAUGUACUGACAAGAGAAGGAAGACUUCACAAGCAAGUUCACAAGGAAGUUCACAAGGAACAAUUUUGUCCUGCAGUACAUUGGGGGGGAAAAUGAUUCUUGGGUCUUCUGGUGAUGAGUAACUUAUAAAUGCUUUUAAAACAAUGUCAUUUAAUUGUAGCUAGGUUAUGGGUCUCAUGAGGUUGCUUUUUAAAUUGAUCCAUUUUAAUGAUGAACUUCUGUGUUGUUCGUCUGCCAUAGGAGAAUUAGAUCAACUAUUUUAUUAGAAAUAAAAAAAAAUGGUAAGUUUAUGUAGUUUCAAAAAGUAUUUUGGGACUGAUUUUCAGGGUGGUGUGUUUUUUUUUUUUCUUUUUUUCUCUGUCCUGCUUGGUCUGAUUCAAUAUCAGAUAAUGUUAGAAGACUGUUCAGGACUGUUUAUUGGGCCAUUAAAGUGAAGUAGUUUUGCUCUGUGACAAGUUUUACAAGAAAUCAUGAAAUUCUCAAAACUGCAUCAUGAAUAGCCAGUUUUUGGGUUGGUUUUUUUUUUUUAUACUAUUAACUAUAUAAAGUAUUGCUUCUGACAUUUGAUCUUAAGAGACCAUUCUCGGUGAUUCAAGCUGAUGAUGACACAUGAUUACUUCUCACUUAUUCAUACUUCUUCGAUUUCUCUGGAGGUGAAAAAUCCACCCAGCUAUACACAAUUGCUAGUUCGAUCAAAAUUUUUUUGUAUAGCAAUAUAAAGAAUAGUAAUGCUGAUAUCCAUUUAUGAUUCCACCUCUUAAUUUUUAUCAGCAUUUACCAGCCCUGAGACUGCGCCCCAUUCGUUUCACCUCCUUGGCCUUUGAACAAUUUCAUGUUAAUCUGAAUUGGGAGUUUACUGUUGAAUUAA